Messenger RNA from Megalops cyprinoides (Indo-Pacific tarpon), 2124 nucleotides. RefSeq names its product radical S-adenosyl methionine domain containing 1 (gene rsad1). The transcript has 9 exons. Gene Ontology annotation, cellular component: cytoplasm. Lineage: Eukaryota; Metazoa; Chordata; Actinopteri; Elopiformes; Megalopidae. Gene Ontology annotation, molecular function: coproporphyrinogen oxidase activity; 4 iron, 4 sulfur cluster binding. The record is from RefSeq and is a predicted model, not a curated record. Gene Ontology annotation, biological process: porphyrin-containing compound biosynthetic process. The coding region runs from base 138 to 1484 and encodes 448 amino acids.
ACGCGGAGCGGAGCGCGAGGCGACGGGGGUAUAGGGUUCGAGCGGACGUGUCACGCGGUGAAGGGCACAGUAACAGCGGGUUUUAUUAAAAAGCAUGUGCUGCUAACUGAGGCAGCAGGGAAUAGCGAGCCACUGCGAUGUUACCAGCCGCACUGCGGAAGUGUCGAGCCGGUCCGCUCCGGUGUCUGUCGGGACUGGCGUGUCGCGACAGCGGCGGCCCGGUGCCCGGGGACAGGGAGGAGGUGCCCGGACUGCAGGCGGAGGAGGCUUCGCUUUAUGUGCAUUGGCCGUACUGUCUGAGGCGCUGCUCCUACUGCAACUUCAACAAGUACAUCUCCCGCUCUGUCAAUCAUGUGUCCAUGGCCACGUGCCUGCAGCAGGAAACGGAGACGCUGCUGCGACUGAGCCAGGUGUCACGCAUCACCUCUGUGUUCUUUGGGGGUGGAACCCCCAGCCUGGCUCCUCCCUCCACCGUUGCUGCUGUUCUGGAGACUGUUGCUAGGCACACUGGUCUCCAGGACGACGCAGAGGUCACACUGGAGGUCAACCCCACCCCUGUGGGAGUGGCCAAACUAGCAGAGUUUCACCAAGCUGGAGUUAACCGCUUCUCCAUUGGGGUGCAGUCUCUGCGUGAUGAGGACUUGAGUAUAUUAGGGAGGGACCACAAUUCCCAGCAUGCCUUGCGCACACUGGAGGAGGCACAGCAUCUGUGCCCGGGACGUGUGUCCGUUGAUGUCAUCUUUGGGCGCCCGGGACAAAGCGUGGAAUCCUGGGAGCGGGAGCUGGAGGAGCUCCUAUUGGUCUGCGAUGAUCACGUGUCUCUGUAUCAGCUCACCCUGGAGAGAGGCACCCACCUGUUCAAGCAGGUGCAGUCAGGCCAACUGAGCGUGCCCAGUGAAGACAUCACAGCUCAUAUGUAUGAGUCAGCCCGGGGGAUUCUGGGAAAGCGAGGCUUUCUUCAGUACGAGGUGUCAAACUUCGCGAGACAUGGUGCGGUCAGCUCACACAACCUGGGCUACUGGAAGGCGGGGCAGUACCUCGGUGUUGGCCCAGGAGCACAUGGUCGCUUCGUCCCGCGGGGGGAGGGGGGUGUGUGGAGGGAGGCUCGUACUCAGACCCUGGAGCCAGACGUGUGGAUGAGGGAGGUGCAACGCUGGGGUCACGGGACCCGCCGACGUGUGGAGCUGAGCCCUGCGGCACUGCUGGAGGAGGUGUUGGUGAUGGGACUGCGUUUGACAGAGGGGAUCUCUCACCAGCACUGGAGGAGGUUCAGUCCUGGGCUGGAUCUUGAGCAGCUGCUGGGGUCUGCAGAGCUGCAGGAGCUGCAGGAGAGAGGGCUGCUCAUCUUAGACACCAGGGGUCUGCGCUGUUCCUGGGAGGGGCUGGCUGUUCUUGACAGUCUGCUGCCCCCUCUGCUCCUGGAGCUUCAGACUCACACUCAUGCCCGGAGUGAGCCAGGAGAGCUCACCACAGGGUCACAGUGAAGGGGCAGGUCAUGUGAGCUCACCACGGGGUCACAGUGAAGGGGCAGGUCAUUUGAGCUCACCACAGGGUCACAGUGAAGGGGCAGGUCAUGGGAGCUCACCACAGGGUCAUAGUGAAGGGGCAGGUCAUAGGAGCUCAGUGAGCCAGUGCACCCAGGGGCCGUGGCAGACUGCGGGACAGUAGCACGGCCACGUUGCGUCCCAGUACACUGAGUGUAUGUGUGUGGCAGGACGAUACCCGUCUGCUCCUGUCGUCUCUCUCUCUCUGUCUCUCCGCUCCACCAUCACGCCGCUCACUCCAGAAGGGGAGCUAGGAAAGCACACGUCUGUCACCAGGCUGCUACACUCACAGUCUCAGAGGUUGCCAUGGCAGCACAAUGCCCUGUCUCCAUGCCCACCGUGGCCUAGGCCCUGGGCUCUCCCUGCCCAUCAGCGAUGCUGUUGAACUCCGGACCACAUUGCCUGCAGGACUGCGUUCAGGGGAGGGUCUCCUGUCAUUGGCUGGACAGUGUUUUGCCUGUGAAAAACAGCAGGAGCAGGAGAGGAGGGUGUACAGCAGCCCUCUCCCACAUCUGGCCUGACCUUUAAAAGCCUGCGUGUCAGCAGUCUGGAGGGAAAUACUGUGAGCCAGGCUCUCCGA